GCUGUCCUCCUGCACAGAUCAUGUUUUGCACUUUGAACACUCAUAAAGCUGAUAUGGACAAGCUCUUAGGUGCACAAAUUGGCCUUGAAGAUUUCAUAUUUGCCCACAUAAAAGGACAACGAAAAGAAGUGGAAAUUCUUAAAACCGAUGAUGUGCUUGGGCUUACCAUUACAGACAAUGGAACUGGCUGUGCGUUUAUAAAGCGUAUCAAAGAAGGUAGUCUUAUGGACCAAACAAAAAUGGUCUGCGUGGGUGAUCACAUAGAGACUAUAAAUGGAAAAAAUGUGUCAGAUCGUCGGCAUUACGAAGUUGCCAAAAUGCUAAAAGAUUUGGAGAAAGGUCAGAUGUUUAAGCUGGAGUUGAUAGAGCCUAUGAAAGCAUUUGAAAAGUUGGAACCAAGAUCCAAAGGUGGAACUCUGCCAGAGGCUAAAAUCUCCAGAGGGAGAGAAACGCUUCGGCUGAGAACCAAAGGCCCUGCUACUGUGGAGGAAAUGCCAACUGAAGUUGAAGAAAAAGCAAUUAAAAAAGUGGAUGAGCUUCUUGAAACAUACAUGGGGAUAAGAGAUCUUGAAUUAGCUGCAACAAUGGUGGAAGCUGGAAGAGACAAGAAAAACCCAGAUGAAUUUGCAGUGGCAUUGGAUGAAACUCUUGGAGACUUUGCAUUUCCAGAUGAGUUUGUCUUUGAUGUGUGGGGAGCAAUAGGUGAUGCUAAGCAAGGACGCCUAGAAUGAGAACUGUGCAGUAUAUCAAUUCCUAUUUGAAAAUAAAAAAUGAUUUUCAAAUAUGUACAUCAGAAUUUCAAUACUUUUAUUGAUAUGAAUC
This is a messenger RNA of Nipponia nippon (crested ibis), 822 nucleotides long. Lineage: Eukaryota; Metazoa; Chordata; Aves; Pelecaniformes; Threskiornithidae. The record is from RefSeq and is a predicted model, not a curated record.